Messenger RNA from Panthera uncia (snow leopard), 2031 nucleotides. It is a transcript of the gene IRX1, whose product is annotated as iroquois homeobox 1. The record is from RefSeq and is a predicted model, not a curated record. Gene Ontology annotation, molecular function: DNA-binding transcription factor activity, RNA polymerase II-specific; RNA polymerase II cis-regulatory region sequence-specific DNA binding. Bases 1 to 1182 code for a protein of 393 amino acids. Gene Ontology annotation, biological process: neuron differentiation; cell development; regulation of transcription by RNA polymerase II. The transcript is spliced from 3 exons. Gene Ontology annotation, cellular component: nucleus. Lineage: Eukaryota; Metazoa; Chordata; Mammalia; Carnivora; Felidae.
AUGUGGUUGCAGGGCUCACAGUACGAACUCAAAGACAACCCGGGGGUGCACCCUGCCACCUUCACAGCCCACACGGCGCCGGCGUACUACCCCUACGGCCAGUUCCAGUACGGGGACCCCGGGCGGCCCAAGAACGCCACGCGCGAGAGCACCAGCACGCUCAAGGCCUGGCUGAACGAGCACCGCAAGAACCCGUACCCCACCAAGGGCGAGAAGAUCAUGCUGGCCAUCAUCACCAAGAUGACCCUCACGCAGGUGUCCACCUGGUUCGCCAACGCGCGCCGGCGCCUCAAGAAGGAGAACAAGGUGACGUGGGGCGCGCGCAGCAAGGACCAGGAGGACGGCGCCCUCUUCGGAAGCGACACCGAGGGCGACCCGGAGAAGGCCGAGGACGACGAGGAGAUCGACCUAGAGAGCAUUGACAUCGACAAAAUCGACGAGCACGAUGGCGACCAGAGCAACGAGGACGAAGAGGACAAGGCCGAGGCGCCGCGCCCGCCGGCGGCACCUACCGCCCUCGCCCGGGACCAGGGCUCGCCGCUGGCAGCCGCCGACGCGCUCAAGUCCCAGGACUCGCCCCUGGGCCUGGUCAAGGAGGUCCCGGAGCCCGGCAGCACUCGCCUGCUGAGUCCCGGCGCCGCGUCGGGUGGCCUGCAGGGCGCGCCUCACAGCAAGCCCAAGAUCUGGUCCCUGGCAGAAACGGCCACCAGCCCCGACGGCGCGCCCAAGGCCUCGCCGCCUCCGCCCGCAGGCCAUCCAGGCGCGCACGGGCCCCCCGCGGGCGCGCCGCUGCAGCACCCCGCCUUCCUGCCCAGCCACGGACUGUACACCUGCCACAUCGGCAAGUUCUCCAACUGGACCAACGGCGCGUUCCUCACGCAGGGCUCCCUGCUCAACAUGCGCUCCUUCCUGGGCGUCGGCGCGCCCCACGCCGCGCCCCACGGCCCGCACCUGCCCGCACCGCCGCCGCCGCCGCAGCCGCCCGUCCCCGUUGCCGCGGGGGUGCUCCACGGUGACAAGGCCUCCGCUCGAAGCAGCCCGGCGCUUCCAGAGAGAGACCUCGUCCCCAGGCCGGAGUCGCCGGCACAGCAGUUAAAAUCCCCCUUCCAGCCCGUGCGCGACAACUCGCUGGCCCCGCAGGAGGGAACGCCGCGGAUCCUAGCAGCCCUCCCGUCCGCCUGAUCCAGGGUCGUCUUUUACUUUUGCGGGGGGAGGGGGGAGGAGUUCGGGAGGGAGGGGACGAGGGAGGAAUUAGGACAAAUAUUUCAGACCAGUGUAAAGGACAAAUACGGCCACGACGUCACCGACUUCCAUCCAGCGCUUCCUGCAGAAAGGGGCUCGUCCGCGUCCGAGCUCCAGUCCAGGCAGCCCGGCCUCUGCCCAGGGCCCUGGUGCCUGUCACCAGGCUCCGGUUGAUUAUCCGCUCGGUAAACGCCCCACGUGCUUGUGUCUUUUUUUUUUUUUUUCCUUCUUUCUGUAUAUAGAGUGAUUUCAGAUUGUAAAUAGCGCGUCAGCGAACUUGUCUAAAUCAUAUAUUUUUGUCUAAUAAACUAAAUGAAAUGCUGUACGCUGUUCCCGCUGCUGUGUGUGGCUGGGCGUCCGCAGGAGUGUCCGGAAUCCUGGAAUGCCGGCAGGGCCCAGGUGCCCCUGGCUUGGGCAGAGAGGCUCCUUGGGGAGUUUCGGCUGGAGGCCGGGGUUUCUCACAGCCCGUUUUGGUUGUCGUUGAAUUUGCUAAUGUUGUCACUCGGGCAGUUUUUUGUUGGCAUUUUUGAUUUCCGACCUUUGUACGUUUAUCUGGGGCAUGCCUUUCUCGGGACAUCAAUGAGUUCGAUUUUCAGCAGUUUAUAAAACGGUUUCUUAAAGUGGACAACAAUGGGAGAAAAAAAAAUGAAAAGAAUUUCCAAUUAUGUCCCCAAAGGAGAACUUCAGAUUUGAAAUCAGUUUAUAACUAGUUGUCUACACAGUGCAUCCUGGCGUCGGGUCGUUUCGUGGGUAGAGCGAGGACAUAAUGGAGUAUGAAAUUUUGGCUUU